UUUGAUUUGUGAUUUCAAGAAGAGAAUUAAUUCAUUCACUAUUGGUUUGUUUAUAUUUAUAAUGGAGAUUCGUUCGACAGUAGGACUUAAUCACGUAUAUUACUGCCAACCCUAUCCAAUCAAGCAAACCACGAGCCCUUCAAGAUGCACAAGAAAGGCUUAUCACGCCUACCGUUCAGUCAGGGUAUGCGGGAAAUGGGGACGACGCCCGAUUCGCAGGUUCGUGGUGUUGCUUAUCUUCACCUACAUUGUCGUUGUCUUCGUUUAUAUUCGCUGGAAAGCCAAGUAGGUAUAUAUGUAAUAUACUUAUGUACAAUAUCUC
Molecule: messenger RNA, 322 nt
Organism: Aaosphaeria arxii CBS 175.79
Lineage: Eukaryota; Fungi; Ascomycota; Dothideomycetes; Pleosporales
Exons: 3
Coding region: 62-289 (75 amino acids)
Source: RefSeq, a predicted model, not a curated record